AUGUGUCUCCUCUUGCUUUCCUAUGUUCAUGUUCUUUUUUUUUUCCUCCCUUCAUUUUAUUGCGAGAACAACGCUUUAGUGACUGAAGAGUAAAUUCGUAUUUUGAAGCCGAAAUAUUUCACUAAGUUUUCAAAGGUGAUCUGAAGCAAUGGCCCGUACCAAGCAGACUGCCCGUAAGUCCACUGGAGGCAAAGCUCCACGUAAGCAGCUGGCCACAAAGGCCGCUCGCAAGAGUGCUCCUUCUACUGGAGGUGUCAAAAAGCCCCAUCGCUACAGGCCUGGUACUGUGGCUCUGCGUGAGAUCCGUCGUUAUCAGAAGUCCACUGAGCUGCUGAUCCGCAAGCUGCCCUUCCAGCGCCUGGUGAGGGAGAUCGCCCAGGACUUCAAGACCGAUCUGCGUUUCCAAAGUGCGGCCAUCGGUGCCCUGCAGGAGGCCAGCGAGGCCUACCUGGUGGGUCUGUUUGAGGACACCAACUUGUGCGCCAUCCACGCCAAGCGUGUCACCAUCAUGCCCAAAGACAUCCAACUGGCACGUCGCAUCCGUGGGGAGCGUGCUUAAAAUGUUUUUUUGUGUUUUUUUUUUUUUCAUUUGGGUUAUGAAAUGCUGUCCUCUUGUUUCUCUCUCUCCUUCCUCUAUACUUAGUAGUUUGGUUUGAGGUUCUAUAUAUAUCAUAUGAUUGUGAUAACCGUAAAUGUGUGAUCAUGUCUUCUUUGGUGCUACAAGUAGCUGAUAUUCCAUAGAGGUAUCUUAAUGUAACUUUCAAACUUUGAAUCAGAAUACACUCAUGAAUAUCUAUUAGUAAGUGCACAGGAAUACCUUGUUACCUCGAAGGUGUUUUUGCAGGCAAGAAGAGUAUGAUUUGAAAUGGGUAUAAGGAAUUAGCAUUAAGGUUGACAUUUUCAUCUGAGAAUGGACACAAUUAUUAUGAGUUUUGAUCUUUUUUUUUUAAAUAGAAAUUUGAAAAAGUAGUGAUUUAGUUUUUUUUGUUCUUUUUUCAUGAAAAUAGUGUAUUUCUACUGUUACUAUUCAGUGUAUCAAAAUGCAAAAGUUUGAUUCUGGUUGUCAAUUGGAAAUGUCAUUGUGCUAUGAUGACAACUGCAUGGUUUGACAGACUACAAGCGGCAUAUAUGUAGCAAACCUGUGUUGAUCAUGUUUUGAUUUUCAACCAUGUUAUUAUGUCCAGGUAAUUUUUUUUUCCUCUCUCAGGUUGAUAUGAUAACCUAAUUUUUUUCUACUGUGUUUUUGAUUUAUGUUUUCUGUCAUUUUUACGAGCAAAAUAUUUUUACUCUGGAAUUCACAUUUAAACAUAAUAAACUGAUUCUUGUGGUUAAAGUCUA
This is a messenger RNA of Melanotaenia boesemani (Boeseman's rainbowfish), 1338 nucleotides long. RefSeq names its product histone H3.3A. The record is from RefSeq and is a predicted model, not a curated record. Bases 149 to 559 code for a protein of 136 amino acids. The transcript is spliced from 4 exons. Gene Ontology annotation, cellular component: nucleosome. Gene Ontology annotation, molecular function: DNA binding; structural constituent of chromatin; protein heterodimerization activity. Lineage: Eukaryota; Metazoa; Chordata; Actinopteri; Atheriniformes; Melanotaeniidae.